AUGAGAGGACAGAACAAAAUGAAAAUUAAUGUGAAAAUCAAAAGCCCAAGGAAUGUGAAGGAGGUGGAAAGUACUCUUUCUGGCAGCAGCACUGACGACCUUUUUGACAGCAGCGGUGACGACCUUUCUGGCAGCAGCACUGACGACCUUUUUGGCAGUAGCGCUGACGACCUUUUUGGCAGCAGCACUGACGACCUUUUUGGCAGUAGCGCUGACGACCUUUCUGGCAGCAGCACUGACGACCUUUUUGGCAGCAGCUCUGACGACCUUUUUGACAGCAGCGGUGACGACCUUUCUGGCAGCAGCACUGACGACCUUUUUGGCAGCAGCACUGACGACCUUUUUGGCAGCAGCACUGACGACCUUUUUGGCAGCAGCUCUGACGACCUUUUUGGCAGCAGCUCUGACGACCUUUCUGGCAGCAGCACUGACGACCUUUUUGGCAGCAGCACUCACGACCUUUUUGGCAGCUGCACUGACGACCUUUUUGGCAGCUGCACUGACGACCUUUUUGGCAGCAGCUCUGACGACCUUUUUGGCAGCAGCGCUGACGACCUUUCUGACAGCAGCGGUGACGACCUUUCUGGCAGCUGCACUGACGACCUUUCUGACAGCAGCGGUGACGACCUUUCUGGCAGCAGCACUGACGACCUUUCUGGCAGCUGCGCUGACGACCUUUCUGGCAGCAGCGGUGACGACCUUUCUGGCAGCAGCACUGACGACCUUUCUGGCAGCUGCGCUGACGACCUUUCUGACAGCAGCACUGACGACCUUUCUGACAGCAGCGGUGACGACCUUUCUGGCAGCAGCACUGACGACCUUUCUGGCAGCAGCACUGACGACCUUUCUAGCAGCAGCACUGACGACCUUUUUGGCAGCAGCACUGACGACCUUUCUGGCAGCAGCACUGACGACCUUUCUGGCAGCAGCACUGACGACCUUUCUGGCAGCAGCACUGACGACCUUUCUGGCAGCAGCACUGACGACCUUUUUGGCAGCAGCACUGACGACCUUUCUGGCAGCAGCACUGACGACAUUUCUGGCAGCAGCACUGACGACCUUUCUGGCAGCAGCACUGACGACCUUUCUGGCAGCAGCACUGACGACCUUUCUGGCAGCAGCACUGACGACCUUUCUGGCAGCAGCGCUGACGACCUUUCUGGCAGCAGCGCUGACGACCUUUCUGGCAGCUGCGCUGACGACCUUUCUGGCAGCUGCGCUGACGACCUUUCUGGCAGCAGCGCUGACGACCUUUCUGGCAGCUGCGCUGACUACCUUUCUGGCAGCAGCGCUGACGACCUUUCUGGCAGCAGCGCUGACGACCUUUCUGGCAGCAGCGCUGACGACCUUUCUGGCAGCUGCGCUGACGACCUUUCUGGCAGCAGCGCUGACGACCUUUCUGGCAGCUGCGCUGACGACCUUUCUGGCAGCUGCGCUGACGACCUUUCUGGCAGCAGUACUGACGACCUUUCUGGCAGCAGCACUGACGACCUUUCUGGCAGCAGCGCUGACGACCUUUCUGGCAGCAGUACUGACGACCUUUCUGACAGCAGCACUGACGACCUUUCUGGCAGCAGCGCUGACGACCUUUCUGGCAGCAGCACUGACGACCUUUCUGGCAGCUGCGCUGACGACAUUUCUGGCAGCAGCACUGACGACCUUGCUUCAUUCUCUCAUUAUCGUUCUGGCUCUCCACCUAUAUUGUUAUCUACCUAUGUUUUAUCUCGAUUUCCAUUAAAACAGGCACAAACAAGCAAGCAACGCAAGCCAACCAAGAACAUAGCAACAAUUUAA
Messenger RNA from Procambarus clarkii (red swamp crayfish), 1794 nucleotides. The record is from RefSeq and is a predicted model, not a curated record. Lineage: Eukaryota; Metazoa; Arthropoda; Malacostraca; Decapoda; Cambaridae.